AUGCUUCCAAGUGACACCAUUUUCCAGAUCUUUCUCAUAUUCCAGUUUUGUUUUGGUGUCAUAGGGAACUCAUUACUGUUAAUGGUGUAUGUAUACACUUUCUUCUUCAAAGCUCAUUUAAAAAAGUUGAUAGAUUCAGUUUUCAUGCACCUGACAAUAGUUAAUAUAUUGGCAAUUAUAUUCACAUUGAUAAAAGAUAUUAUGUUAUCCUUUGGAGUACCCAAUUUUCUGGAUGAUGUCGGUUGUAAGGCAGUUUUAUUUACAUCCAGGGUCGGCCGGGGUCUGUCCAUCUGUACCACCUCUGUUCUAAGUACAUUCCAAGUCAUCACCAUCACUUCUAGUAAUUCGAAGUUGGCCUCCUGGCUUAAGCCUAGACUCUCUACGUGGAUGUUUUCUUCCUUGCGUUGCUCCUGGCUUAUUAAUCUACUUAUCUACGGGUAUAUGAUUGACAUAGUAAUAGCCAAAACCAAUAAUAGUCACAUUGGCUAUGGAUAUUCAGAUGGGUACUGUCAAAGCAAGCACUUUGGGAGCUACAAUCCAGGGCCAUUUAAUAGCUUUAUCAUCAUUCACGAUAUCUUCUAUGUGGCCGUCAUGAUGUGGGCCAGCCUCUACAUGGUGAUUUUUCUCUACAGACACUACAAGAAAGCCCAGCAUCUCCACUGUCCCAGCCUUUCCUCCCAGCUAUCUCCUGAGCGCAAAGCCACUCACAGCAUCCUGUCUCUGGUGUGCUGCUUUGUGUUAAUUUUUUGGUUGAACAACUCUAUCACCCUUUAUGGUUUUUACACAAAAGAAAAAGUCCCAAGAAUGGAGUCAAUUAAUGGAAUUUUAACAACAGGCUAUCCAACCAUCUGCCCUUUUUUUCUCAUGAAGAAUAAUAAAGUUAUUUUGCAAUUUACUUCUUCAUUUUCUGUACUGAGAAUGACCUGUUUUCAAGGUUCACUACAUGGCUGA
Molecule: messenger RNA, 951 nt
Organism: Mastomys coucha (southern multimammate mouse)
Lineage: Eukaryota; Metazoa; Chordata; Mammalia; Rodentia; Muridae
Product: vomeronasal type-1 receptor 2-like
Exons: 1
Coding region: 1-951 (316 amino acids)
Biological process (GO): G protein-coupled receptor signaling pathway
Cellular component (GO): membrane
Molecular function (GO): pheromone receptor activity
Source: RefSeq, a predicted model, not a curated record